AUGGCCUCUGGGCUCUUCGAGAGGCUGAGGCAUUACUAUCAUGGAGAUAAAGAACCUGAGCCUCUUAUUUCGGUAGCCACUGCCGUUUGGUGUUCGAUACUAUGCACCAUUUUAUAUGUUGCCCCAUUGUAUACCUCCAAGGCAACUAGGCCAGGGCCAACAUUGAGUCGUGAUGCGCCGUCGCUGAUAAAAGCUCGCAUCCGAGCAGUUAUGGUGUCCUGCUUUUUCUGCAGCAUAGCUACGUUUUACUUUAUCGUUCAUAGCGGGAGGAGUACUCCGCUGCAAGGCCUUCAACUCCUGGGAUGGUGGCCGAUUGGACUACCAGAAAUAGGAAAAAGCCUUUUGCUCACAGCCAUGUUGUUCAUGGGCCCAUUAUUUGAAAUGGGAAUUGCUGAAGGAAGGUGGAGGAACUGGGUUAGAGGAAGAACCCUGGUCCAAACACUUCGAUCCUGGACAGGCUGGAGGAACUAUGUUGCUGGCCCCAUAACUGAGGAAGUGACUUUCCGGUCUAUCAUCACCGUUAUCCAUUUAAUGGCAAAGAUGUCCCCAGGCAAGAUCGUGUUUCUGACUCCGCUAUAUUUCGGUAUUGCACACAUCAACCAUUUCUACGAAACCAAGCUGGCGCAACCGGACACUCCCCUUGUCCCAGUCUUUGUCCGUUCUCUCUUCCAAUUUACUUACACUACGAUAUUCGGAUGGUACGCCACCUUUCUCUACUUGAGAACGGGUUCUCUUCCGGCUGUUAUCUUGGUGCAUUCAUUCUGCAAUUACUGUGGUCUACCUCGUCUAUGGGGACGAGUUGAGACGUCCAUUCCGAUCGAGAGCACUUUGAUAAGGGCUUCUAAGUUCGAUGAGGAUGAGAACAUAUUUGGCAGCGUUGAUGGGGCAACCGGACUGGGCUGGAGUGUGGCGUAUUACAUCCUUCUCUUUGCAGGGGUGGGAUUGUUCUAUUAUCAGUUUUGGCCGCUGACGGAAUCUUCAAAGGCCUUGGUAUCGUUUUCGCCAAAAAUGCAUUAA
Molecule: messenger RNA, 1017 nt
Organism: Nannizzia gypsea CBS 118893
Lineage: Eukaryota; Fungi; Ascomycota; Eurotiomycetes; Onygenales; Arthrodermataceae
Product: CAAX prenyl protease 2
Exons: 4
Coding region: 1-1017 (338 amino acids)
Biological process (GO): CAAX-box protein processing
Cellular component (GO): endoplasmic reticulum membrane
Molecular function (GO): metalloendopeptidase activity
Source: RefSeq, a predicted model, not a curated record